This is a messenger RNA of Microtus oregoni (creeping vole), 2015 nucleotides long. Its product is annotated as amine oxidase [flavin-containing] A. Gene Ontology annotation, molecular function: oxidoreductase activity. The transcript has 15 exons. Bases 16 to 1593 code for a protein of 525 amino acids. The record is from RefSeq and is a predicted model, not a curated record. Lineage: Eukaryota; Metazoa; Chordata; Mammalia; Rodentia; Cricetidae.
AAUCUCACCCAAACCAUGACGAGUCUGGAGAAGUCGAAUAUCGCAGGCCACAUGUUCGACGUAGUCGUGAUUGGAGGCGGCAUCUCAGGAUUGGCUGCUGCCAAACUCUUGUCUGAAUAUAAAAUUAAUGUCUUGGUUUUGGAAGCUCGUGAUAGAGUUGGAGGAAGAACAUAUACUGUGAGGAAUGAGCAUGUUAAAUGGGUAGAUGUUGGAGGAGCCUAUGUGGGACCAACCCAGAACAGAAUUUUACGCUUGUCUAAAGAGCUAGGCAUAGAGACUUAUAAAGUGAAUGUCAAAGAGCGUCUAGUUCAAUAUGUCAAGGGGAAAACUUACCCAUUUCGUGGUGCGUUUCCACCUGUGUGGAAUCCCUUGGCAUAUUUGGAUUAUAACAAUCUGUGGAGGACAAUGGAUGAAAUGGGAAAAGAGAUCCCUGUUGAUGCACCAUGGCAAGCAAGACAUGCUGAGGAAUGGGACAAGAUGACCAUGAAAGAUCUCAUUGAUAAAAUCUGCUGGACAAAAACUGCUCGGGAAUUUGCUUCUGUUUUUGUGAACAUCAAUGUGACUUCUGAGCCUCAUGAGGUAUCCGCCCUGUGGUUCUUGUGGUAUGUGAAGCAGUGUGGUGGCACCACUCGGAUAUUCUCAGUCACCAAUGGAGGCCAGGAACGGAAAUUUGUAGGUGGAGCUGGCCAAGUAAGUGAAAAGAUGAUGGAUCUUCUUGGGGAUAAAGUGAAACUGAACUCUCCUGUUACUUAUAUUGACCAAACAGAUGACAACAUCAUUGUAGAGACACUGAAUCAUGAACACUAUGAGUGUAAAUAUGUAAUUAGUGCCAUUCCACCAACUUUGACUGCCAAGAUACACUUCAAGCCAGAGCUUCCACCUGAGAGAACCCAGUUAAUUCAGCGUAUUCCAAUGGGGGCUGUCAUCAAGUGCAUGGUAUAUUACAAGGAAGCCUUCUGGAAGAAAAAGGACUAUUGUGGAUGCAUGAUAAUUGAAGAUGAGGACGCACCAAUUGCAAUCACUCUGGAUGACACCAAACCAGAUGGAUCAGUGCCUGCCAUCAUGGGCUUCAUACUUGCCCGGAAAGCUGAUCGACUUGCUAAACUAAAUAAAGAAAUAAGGAAGAGGAAAAUCUGUGAGCUCUAUGCCAAAGUUCUGGGAUCUCAAGAAGCUUUACAUCCAGUCCAUUAUGAAGAGAAGAACUGGUGUGAAGAGCAGUACUCUGGAGGUUGCUACACAGCCUACUUCCCUCCCGGCAUCAUGACCCAGUAUGGAAGGGUGAUUCGCCAGCCAGUGGGCAGAAUUUACUUUGCAGGCACAGAGACAGCUACACAGUGGAGUGGCUACAUGGAAGGAGCAGUCCAAGCUGGAGAACGAGCAGCUAGAGAGGUCUUGAAUGCUCUCGGAAAAGUUGCCAAGAAAGACAUAUGGGUUCAAGAACCUGACUCUAAGGAUGUUCCAGCAUUUGAAAUUACCCACACCUUCUUGGAGAGGAACCUGCCUUCCGUGCCUGGUCUACUAAAGAUCACUGGUUUUUCCACCUCUGUGGCUCUUCUCUGCUUUGUAUUGUACAAGUUUAAACUGCUGCCGUGAUCCUGAAUUUUUUUCACCCUCAGGCCCCCUGCUUGACCAUCCUUAGCACCAUCACCAUCAAAAAGAAAAUGUGGAUGAAUUACAGCCUGUGUCACUGGGCCAUUUAAGUGCACUUGAUUUAACCCUCCUCAGUUUAAUCUCAGUCAUUGUAAAGUGAUAACAAUCCAAAGAAUCACCUAGCUAAUUUUAGUAAGAUUAAGUUUCAUUCUGUUUAUUACACUAAUUUGUGUUUGCUGGUAGAAUAAAAUCCUGUGAGUAUUUGAUUUCAGAAAGGUGAAAUAAUUGUGAGGAAUAAUUUCUGGGUUCUGUUUUUCUUGCCUUUAACGCGAAAUAGUUGAUGGUUUCAGAAAUAAAACAUUUGACUUAUUGUGAUUUUCAUGUAGCUACCCAAAUGUGCAGAAUAAAAUGGUGGCUGAAAUGUU